GCAGUGGCUGGCGGAGGGACGUCACGGCGUCCUCCACCCUCUUCCGUGCUGACCCUGCAAGGUCUCACGAGAGUGCCACUGGGUGCUUCGGCGCGUAUACCUGUGUCCGCGCGAUCGCCGGAAAGCAGAGCCUCGCUGAAUCCACGUGCAUUUGCCACCGAACUUGCCCACGGCUUCGCGUUGCACUUGAGUGCGAGCCCAGACACG
Brenthis ino (lesser marbled fritillary) is the source of this 207-nucleotide messenger RNA. Lineage: Eukaryota; Metazoa; Arthropoda; Insecta; Lepidoptera; Nymphalidae. The record is from the annotation of a GenBank genome assembly.